Messenger RNA from Ectocarpus siliculosus, 1851 nucleotides. The record is from the annotation of a GenBank genome assembly. NCBI's taxonomy places the organism in Eukaryota, Phaeophyceae, Ectocarpales, Ectocarpaceae.
AUGUGGGUGAGGGCGACGCUCCUCUCCUGCGGGAGCUUGACGGCAUGGCUCGGAACGCGCUCAAGACCCAGGUGGAGGUCAGCGGUUCCGAUGACGAGCUGCUCACGGUGCUCACCAAGUUUCGGCAGCACGCUGCUCGGCAUCAUGCUGCCGCCGCCGGGGCCGGUGGAUUACGACCAGGCCUGGAAGGACGCGCAGCGGGAAUCAAUAAAGAUGAACGGACGUCUGUUCGAGGGCAACGUGGACGAGCUUCUCGAGACGCUGCGCGGCCUGAUAGACCCGCUCGUGGUGGGGGACGAGACCCUCACGAGAGCGGUGUGCCACGACAUCAUGCGCGCGUCGAGUCGGACCUCCUCCGGCGGCGACGCCUACGCGGUCAUGGCGGCUCUGCUGUCCAGGCCCGCGGAGGGGGACCUGCUCACUCCGUCAGGGUCGGGGUCUUCCCCGAUCGGUAUCAGCGUCGCCAGUGCGGACGGAGAGGUCGUCAUCACCGUAGAGAACAGGUUCGUGCUUCGACGGAACGCUAUGCAAGGCUUGGGCAUGGGAGAGCCUCACCAGCAGUCGUCGGCGUCUUCCGGGGAGAAGGGGACCCUGAAGGAGAGGAUGGUGAGGGCGAGGGAGCAGCUUGUGGAGCACGUGGAGCAGACGGCCGAGCAGUUUCGAAAGAUGACGGCUCGAAAGGAGGUGUGGGGCGGGCCGGGGUGGUCUGUUGACGACGUCGGCGGCGGCGACGGCGGCGACGGCGGGGUCAGUUGCUCCGGUGGUACGAAAACCCCCCGGAAUUCGCCGAACAAUGGCGGGGCGGCGGCUGCUGCCGAUGCCCCUGCUCCUGCGGAUGACGAGGCGGGGGGUAUCUCCCUUGUGGGGAGGGUUGAGGUGUACCUCUGCCUGUUGGACGGGUCGAGCAAACGUCGCCUCAGAGUAACCUGCCCCGACAUCGAGCGCUGUCCCCCCGAGUGCAUCCUGCUUGGAGCGGGGGCGAACGAGGCGAACGGCACUUACGAGUUGGCGGGCUUUCGGAACGGCGCACCGUUCUACACCAACGGCAAAGACGAUGUUACGAUCGCGAAGGAAUGCCUGGGCGGCAGGGAGGGCUGGAUAAUCGGGCGACCGCCAAACUACGUGCUCUACGGGCAGCCGGUCAACACAGACCUACCCCCGGAGCUGCACUGGGCUCUCAUGAACGGCGGCACUGGCCUUAACCCGCCGCCCACGCUGAUGAUGCACAGCCAUAGACGGGCGAAGGAGAGGCUCGUGGACAUUCGACAGAUGCCCACCCCUCGAGCGCGCUGGGCGAUACCUGCCGACGUGACUUUCCCAGACGACACGGACCACAACCUCGUCGGCUCUGCGAUGAUCGUACGGCCCCCGACGCCAUCGACGCCCCCGCACGGCGGCCGUACCGCAUGUGACGGAAGAUAGCACCCCUGUCGUAUAUGACGGAAUGUACCACCCCGUCGUGGGAACUCCGUUUCUCUCGGAAGGGAUUCGGUCGGUGAAUGGGUCAAGCUUUAUGAUUGGCCGACUUACCGAUACCUCCCCCCCACACACCGGUCACGUUCGUUCCUGAUGCAUGAACACGCACGACGGUGGCGUUUCAUUUCAUGCAAACACUGCAUCCUUGUUUUUUUGUCGCGGCGUUUGGGGGAGCUGUCUUGUGUUGGUAUCUGGAAUGCUGUUACCUCCGUCUGGUGCGAACAGUCGAAAGAGGUAGCAUAGCGACGCCUUUUGUGAAGGGGUGUUUCCCGUAUGACAUUAGAAUACUUUUCGGUAUGUGGGCAGGGUAGGUAGGUGGUUUUGCCUUGGUGUGUCGCUGUGCGUGGUAGAGAGGAAACUAAUGAGUAGAGAGAG